Molecule: messenger RNA, 306 nt
Organism: Tauraco erythrolophus (red-crested turaco)
Lineage: Eukaryota; Metazoa; Chordata; Aves; Musophagiformes; Musophagidae
Product: protein S100-A4
Molecular function (GO): calcium ion binding; calcium-dependent protein binding; transition metal ion binding
Source: RefSeq, a predicted model, not a curated record
AUGGCGUGUCCCCUGGAGCAGGCGCUGGCCGUGAUGGUCACCACCUUCCACAAGUACUCAGGGAAGGAAGGGGACAAGUACAAACUCAGCAAGAUGGAGCUCAAGGAGCUGUUGAACAAGGAGCUGCCCGUCUUCGGGAGCAAGCAAAUGGAUGAGGUGGAGUUCAAGAGGCUCAUGAACGACUUGGACCACAACAAGGACAGCGAGGUGGACUUUAAGGAGUACGUCUGCUUCCUGGCUUGCAUCACCAUGGGCUUCAACGAGUUCUUCAAGGACGACCUCCCCAAGCACCCCCGCAAGAAGUGA